CUAGGGCCACUUGUCUAAGUUCAAAGGGCUUUUACUUUCGUUUUCCCGUCUCCGAGUCACACAGCUGAUCAACAGAAUUUAAAACCCCAACACCCACACUGUGUGGUGGUAGUGGACAAGGAGAAGCUGAAAACACCACACAGCUGACUGGAGCAAAGAGUAGGAUGGCAGACUUUCAACUGCGCGCAUACCAGGAGGAAGUGGUUGAAAGGGCUCUUCGGAGAGAGAACGUAAUCAUUUGGCUGCCGACGGGAGGUGGAAAGACCCGUGCUGCUGUGUAUGUGGCCAAAAAACACCUGGAGACCACGCCACGGGCUAAGGUUCACCUUGUAGACCAACAUUACAACAAAGAGUUCAAGCCUCACCUGGGCAAUGACUACACCCUGGUGGCAGUCAGUGGAGAGAGUGAGGAGAAGGACUUCUUUGGUCGAGUGGUACGGGACAACGACGUGGUCAUCUGCACAGCACAGAUCUUGUACAAUGCCCUGACUAACACGGAGGAAAACAAACAUGUUGAGCUCUCAGAUAUUACUCUACUGAUAAUCGAUGAGUGUCACCACACCCACAAGGACUCAGUCUACAACCAGGUGAUGGCGUGCUACGUAGAGAAAAAGUUGAAAGGCGAACAACCAUUGCCACAGAUCCUCGGUCUCACUGCAUCACCGGGGACGGGGGGCGGGAGGACCCUGGAUAAGGCUGUGGGGCAUGUACUGCAGAUUUGUUCCAAUCUGGACUCAGCCAUAGUUUCAACAAAAAACUAUGUAUCCGAGCUGAAGGAGAAAGUACCCAGACCACUCAAGAGUUUUGACAUUGUGGAGAAAAGACUUCAGGAUCCAUUCGGUGAUCAUCUGAAGGGCAUGAUGCAGAUGAUCCAUGAGUACAUGGACCUUCCUCCAGACGUCAGACCGAGAGAGUGUGGCACACAAGAGUAUGAGGCCGAUGUAGUGGUACUAGAGCAGCGUGGAGUAAGACAGGACAACAGACUGCUAGCACAAUGUGCACUCCACCUCAGACAGUACAAUGAUGCCCUGCUCAUCAAUGACACCCUGCGAAUGAUGGAUGCCUAUCGCUCCCUAGAGGAGUUCUACAUCACCAAGUUCAUCACAGCAAUUGAUGGAACAGACUUCUUCCUGGUGGGACUUUUCGAAGAGAAUCAGGUGGAGCUGCAGAAAUUGGCAAGAGACUCUCGCUAUGAAAACCCGAAGAUGGGCAAACUUGAGAGCACUCUGCUACAACAGUUUAGUCCAAAUGUGAAAUCAAAGGGGAUCCUAUUCAGCAAAACCCGUAAAAGCAUCCACUGCCUAAAGGACUGGGUCCUCAACAAUAAAGCCUUACAGGCAGCUGGCAUCAAGGCAGACUUCCUCACUGGGUCUGGCAAUGGUAGCACUUACAUGACACAGAAUGAGCAGGCGGACACGAUCCGCAAUUUCCGCGAAGGUACUCUCAACCUCCUGAUCUCCACCAGUGUGGCUGAAGAAGGCCUUGACAUCCCUGAAUGCAACCUGGUGGUACGCUAUGGGCUGCUUACAAAUGAGAUUGCCCAGCAGCAGGCCAGCGGACGUGCCCGAGCGAAAGACAGCAAGUAUUCAGUGGUUGCCCAGACAGGGGGGCGGGAAGUGCAGAGGGAGCUUACCAAUGAAUAUCUGGAAGAGCUGACAGGAAAAGCCAUUGCUAAGGUCCAGGAAAUGAGCCUCAGAGAGUUUCGCACAAAGAUAACUGAGCUACAAACGGAGGCAGUUAUUUGCAGGAAAAUUGCAGAGAGCCGCAAAGUAGAGAAAAAGAGUCGCAACACUGCCGCUAGUGUCCAGCUCUUGUGUCGAAACUGUUUCAAGUCUGUGGCCACUGGCAGUGACAUUAAACUUCUUGACAAUCAGCACUUUGUCAACGUCAAUCCCGACUUUAAGAGACACUACAAAGUCGGUAUGCAGGUGGUGCUAGAAAGGAGCUUUGAGGACUGGGAGCCCGGGUGUACAAUUAAUUGCAGCAACUGCAACAAGGACUGGGGUUAUGAGAUGAAGUACAAGAAGGUUGCCCUGCUACCCAAUCUUAAGAUUAAGAACUUGGCCCUGGAAACUCCUCAAGGCAGGGUGACUGUAAAGAAGUGGAAGGAUGUCCCUUUCACUGUUGAGGACUUCAGCUUGGCAGAAUACUGCGAAGACAACUUCCCUGACCUCUUCAAUUGAGACGCCAACAAGAGAGCUCUGUGUGAGGUUUCCCCCAACUUCACAUGUACAUUUUUAUCUGUUUUUCCAUUUCAGUCUAUCGGGGUUAGAUAGAUCUGUGCUCAUUUAAAGUGAACAUCAUUGUAUUUUUAAGGAACACAAGGUUUUAAGCGAUUCAUUCCUUACAUGCUUGCAUUAAUUUGUGCUGCCGGGCCAGUGAGGCGGCAGUGUGCUAACACCCCUUACAUGCUCUUACAUGAUCAUGCUUGAAAUUAGCAUGACAGCUUUGUUUAUGCCCAAGGUCCUUACUCCUUUUGCAUGUGUUUGUGUGCAUUUUCUCUGCUUCUUAUCAAGUCAAGCACAGAAACAAGGCAUACAAUGAACUCUGCUGUAACAUGAACCUUAACCAUCAUGAACACUUGACAUGUCAUGAAGAUGAAUUCAUGUCAUGAAGAAUGAACUGUCUUUUAGCUAUUUUAAAACGUUUUUAAAUGGCAACUAAAUUUCCACAGUAGUAUGUACAAGUAUGUACAUACUACUACUUACACAAUAACGGCAUACUGCAUACACAGUAUUAUGUACAUAGUAUGUACAUACUACUGUGUCUGCAGCAUACAACUGUCUCUGCAGUAUGCCAUUAUUGUGUAAGUACUAAUCUCAAAUAAUGUAUGUAAUUUAUUUAAGCAUUUUACAGGAUAUAGCCAUUUUAUUUUGUUGCUGUAUACUAUUUUAUGACAAAUAAUUAUGACCAAUAUAAAUAAACAAACUAAAUGGAAAUACAAAUAAAAUAAAAACUUCUCUUGAAAAUGCCUAACAGAUCUUUGUAAUUAUAUUUGCAUUUUUUUUUAACCACUAGGUGCCAGUGUUGGUUAGCCAAUCAAGUCAGACACAAUUUCUCUACCUCAGACUUGCUGUAAUAAUCAGGUUGAGGAAGAGAAAUGUGUAACUCUUCUCACACUCACCAAACUUAGCUGAUUUACCCUUGAGCAAGGCACGGUGUACCCAAACUGCUUUACUACUUCACCAGUACAAGGUGGUUGGUUCCAGCCUGCAGAUGUCUGUAGGUGACAUCUGAAAAAGAUACAUUGUACUCAGUUGACAGUAAAGGGAAUUAAGCAUUUUCAUGCAUUAUUUCUGUUUUAUGAAACCGUUUAUGUAUGUUUAGGUAGAAGCAUUGUAUGCACUGAAAAAGAUCCAUGAAACCACAAUGUCGACAAGAGCCUUUUAAAAUGUUAUGUCGUGAAAUAUUUGAACUACUGCAGCUCACUAUGCUGCUUCUGCAUCAUUGGAUCAAUAAAGGGUUAUGUAUUUCA
Perca fluviatilis (European perch) is the source of this 3475-nucleotide messenger RNA. RefSeq names its product DEXH (Asp-Glu-X-His) box polypeptide 58 (gene dhx58). Gene Ontology annotation, biological process: innate immune response; positive regulation of interferon-beta production; response to virus. Gene Ontology annotation, cellular component: cytoplasm. Gene Ontology annotation, molecular function: DNA binding; double-stranded RNA binding; single-stranded RNA binding. The record is from RefSeq and is a predicted model, not a curated record. Lineage: Eukaryota; Metazoa; Chordata; Actinopteri; Perciformes; Percidae. Bases 165 to 2183 code for a protein of 672 amino acids. The transcript is spliced from 12 exons.